Messenger RNA from Seriola aureovittata, 2199 nucleotides. RefSeq names its product ADP-ribosylation factor 4. The record is from RefSeq and is a predicted model, not a curated record. Gene Ontology annotation, molecular function: GTPase activity; GTP binding. Gene Ontology annotation, cellular component: cytoplasm; plasma membrane. Lineage: Eukaryota; Metazoa; Chordata; Actinopteri; Carangiformes; Carangidae. Gene Ontology annotation, biological process: intracellular protein transport; vesicle-mediated transport. The coding region runs from base 155 to 697 and encodes 180 amino acids. The transcript is spliced from 6 exons.
UCCGCGUUGGCCUGGACGUGGCACCGAAAAGGAGCUGCGCCCACUCUGGUUUCUCUCCGCCUGUUCCCGGUCUGUUCCCCGGCUCUGACCAGCAGCUGCUCCCGGACUAACCGGCUGACCUCCUCCCGCCCCUGAAACGGGACAUUUUAGUGAAAUGGGCCUGACGAUCUCGUCUCUGUUCUCCCGGUUUUUCGGGAAGAAGCAGAUGAGGAUCCUGAUGGUGGGUUUGGACGCAGCUGGAAAAACAACGAUCCUCUACAAACUGAAGCUCGGAGAGAUCGUCACCACUAUCCCAACUAUCGGCUUUAAUGUGGAGACAGUCGAGUACAAGAACAUCUGUUUCACGGUCUGGGACGUCGGUGGUCAGGACAAGAUCAGACCUCUGUGGAGACACUACUUCCAGAACACUCAGGGUCUGAUCUUUGUAGUGGACAGUAAUGACAGAGAGAGAGUAGCAGAGUCUGCGGAGGAACUCUCCAAGAUGAUCCAGGAGGACGAGUUGAAGGAGGCGGUUCUUCUGGUGUUUGCUAACAAACAGGAUCUUCCCAACGCCAUGGGAGUCAGUGAACUCACCGACAAACUGGGUCUGCACAGCCUGCGCAGCAGAACUUGGCACGUUCAGGCCACCUGUGCCACUCAGGGUACAGGUCUCUACGAGGGUCUGGACUGGCUGUCCAAUGAGCUGUCAAAACGCUAGAGCAGCGGGCAGGUAACAGGAAGCAGCAGACUGAUGUCAUUGACUGAUGUCAUCGACUGAUGCCACCAUGUACAAACUGAUGAAGAGGUGCAGGAGGAGGCGGAGUUUCACAGGACUGUUUUUGUUUUUUUUUUUUAAAUUAUAAAUGUGUCUGUCUGUAGGAGGAAGUGAUGUCAUGGACUCUGAGCUCACCUUUAUUUCCUAUCAUCCUCUUCUGUUCUUCCUGCAGAUGUUUGUUAGAUCUGUUUUUUUCUUUUAAUCCGCAUGUUUUAACUGAAUCAUGUGACAGGAAGUGAGUCAGGAGGGGCGUGGCUUAUGACAGGCUGCAGUUACCUUUUUUUAGAGGGCAGUGUUUGACAGGUGACAGUUACCUGUUGGGGGGUGGGGUUGUGACAGAUGACUGUUACCUGUUGAGGGGAGGUUGACAGAUGUGAUGGGCAGGAUUUGUGACAGGUGACAGUUACCUGUUGGGGUGGGGGUUGGGUUAAUGACAGGUAACUGUUUCCUGUUUUUUUAGAGGGUGGGGUUUAUGAAAGGUUACAGAUACCUGUGGGGGCAGGGGGCGGAAUUUGUGACAGGUGGCAGUUACCUGUGGUGGGGGCAGGGGGCGGAGUUAACUACAGGUGACAGUUACCUGUUAUUUGAUGACUCAUUCCACAGAGCCGAACCUGAAGGCCUCGUCAUUCCUUAUCAAUGUGAAGAAGAAACAGAGAUGACAAUGAUGCAAUAAAGGUUUUUUUUUCUUCGCACCUGUUUUUGUUAUUUUUAGCUUAAUAUUUAAAAUAAUUCAUAUUCAUGAGGCUCCAAAAAUCUUUUUGUGACAGAAAAAUUCCCUGUUAUAAUUUGGUAUUUGAACGCAUCACCAGUUUGUGUUAUAAGAAGAAAAUGAACCUGUUAAAUGAGAUGUAAAGGUUUUAUUUUAUAUGUUCUGACAUAUUUGUUAUUAAAACAUAAAAAUGUUUUAUAGCAUUAAUUUUUGGUGAACAUUUUCUUGUUAUAAGUUUGAACCAUAUUUAACAACAUUUAGAGACAGGAAUAAACAGGUCUACAAGAAUGUUUUCUUGAGAUUUUUCAUGUUACAACAUUUUUUUAUUUUGUGUUGUGAGAAUUCUUCCUCAUCUCUAAUAAUAAUAAUGAGAAAGAUAAAUGUUUUGUUAUAGGGGAACAAUGUGAUGUCACAGUGACAGGAAAAAUUUUAACAUGGAAAAGAUCAUGUUAAAAACAUCUUAUAUUGUUUUAUGUUUAAAUGAAAUGUUAGUUUAUUUAUAUAUUUUUGCUAUUUUCAUUUAGACUUUUUCUCGUUAGUGAAUGAUUCUGUUGUAACAGGAAACUUUUCUUCUUAUAACAAUAUUUCACUUUAUAUCAUGAAAAUCAACAGAUGAUUUUUUCCGCACCAACUUAUAUUGAACUGAUUUUGUGAAAUUAAGUUUUUUCAUAAUAAGAUCAAUUUAAUCUGUCAGUUUAUUUGGAUUUUCAUGAUAAAAAAAAUUUGUUGAAAUGAA